Molecule: messenger RNA, 1502 nt
Organism: Owenia fusiformis
Lineage: Eukaryota; Metazoa; Annelida; Polychaeta; Sabellida; Oweniidae
Source: the annotation of a GenBank genome assembly
CUGGUAUAACGGGUAUCUCAGCUUAAAGGAUGACGAAGCCAUGAUGUACGACCUAAAACAACUGGAAUUUCCUAUGUCUGAGGUCAUAUCAAAAUGUCAAAACACUCGUGACACGUGUGGAUGUUCCUCCGUGGAGUUGAUGGAUAUUGACUUUGAUAUACAUUACGAAAGGGUGACACUUCCAGCGUAUUUCAGUAUCCAUUCCAAAGGAGAGUCGCCGUCUAAUCCAUGCGGGGAUUUCGUGUCCGACGUUGGGUUCCAACAGUAUAUGGCGUUCAAGUAUGCCAUUGAUAAGAUAAACAACGAGCUUCAUUUGCUGCCUAAUAUCUCCCUGGGGAUGAUGGCUUUUGAUACCUGCUCUAACCCGGACUACGGCAGACAAGUGUUCCAAGCGUUUGAUAGAAAUCUACUGCUCAUGAACAAGCCCCCUGAGUUGCCCAUUCUUACAUACGUCUUUGCAUUCCUCGGGGACACUAGGAGUGACGUAUCAGCCUCCCUAAGCAAAGCCAACCAGAAGGGAUACAACCUGGUACAGAUAAGCCCGUCAUCGACGUCCGAUGAUUUAUCAAACAGGGCUAGCCAUCCAUUGUUCCUAAGAACUAUACCAUCAGAUAGGUCCAUAGUUGAAGCGACAGUUGAGGUAAUAAAGGAACUAGGUUGGACAUAUGUAUCAACAAUAUAUCAUAACACAACGGAGAAUAUGAUAGCCAUAGAAUGGCUGCAGAAAUCAUUGGAGUUUGAAGGGAUAUGCCUUGCUAAAGUUACUGUUGUUGAUGACACCAACCAAGACUACCAAAUACACGUAGAUGCUUUGAAUAAAGCGGAAGGAGCAAGGGGUGUGAUUGUCUUCCUGGAACCCCAUCAGUUCCGUCUAUUGCUAGAUGCAGUUAACAGCAAACAAAUAUUGGGACGAUUUGUGUGGAUAUCCACGCUUGAUGAAACAGUUUUUAAAACAGUAACUGCUGGAUUAGAGACCGUUAGCAGAGGAGCCAUAAAUGUUGUUCCUGAUUGGGGAUAUGAUCCAGACUUUGAUAAAUUCUUCAUGAACCUCAAACCAAACAGUGACCCUAACAAUCCAUGGUUGACUGAAUUCUGGGAGCAUCAUUUCCAAUGUAACCUCGGACAUAGGGGAAAAUUCAACCAGGCUUGUAACGGACUGGAGUCAUUAACAGAUAGUAACUUCAAACAGAAUGAAUACGUUGCCAAUACCAUCAACGCUGUAUUCGCCUUUGCUAAAGGUAUCACAGCUAUGCUCCAGGAGGAAUGUGGAUCUACGAAACUUCCCCAUUGCAGUGCUAUACAGCCAAACGAUACAGCCAUGCCAUAUGAAUACAUACACAGGGCGACCUUCAAGAGCGUCAAUGGAAAGAGGUUUAGGUUUACAUGGAAUGGAGAUGGCCUCGGAGAGUAUAAGAUUUUAAAUUAUCAGCCCGAUAACUCAGAUCAAAUGAAGCAGGUAAUAAUAGAUGUGCUUUCAUUCGACCUCAUCAACGCGUUAAUCA